Messenger RNA from Lactuca sativa (garden lettuce), 552 nucleotides. Its product is annotated as non-specific lipid-transfer protein 2. NCBI's taxonomy places the organism in Eukaryota, Viridiplantae, Streptophyta, Magnoliopsida, Asterales, Asteraceae. Gene Ontology annotation, biological process: lipid transport. The record is from RefSeq and is a predicted model, not a curated record.
UAGACAAUUCAUAUCCUCCAUACCCAUCCUUCUUUCUUUGCACUCUUCUCUAGAUAUUUAGAAAUGAGGACAGCAGCAUGCACGACAGUUAUUGCAGUAGUAAUUCUGGUGUUGAGCUUGACCGGAUCCCAGAUGGCAACGGCGGCCACAUGCUCAGUGACGGAGCUGUCUCCAUGUUUGCCGGCGUUCACAUCAUCAGCUACACCAACUGCACAGUGCUGCGCGAAGCUGAAAGAGCAGAAACCAUGUCUGUGUGGGUACAUCAGGAACCCAAGCUUGAGAUCCUAUGUUACGUCUCCUAAUGCCAGGAAAGUUGCCAGCACUUGUGGGGUUCCCAUUCCCCAGUGCUAAGAUAUCAUGAAAAUAACAGACCUCCCAGUUGCUAAUUAGUACAAUAGUAUUCCCAAUUAAGUUUGUAUUGCUCUGUGUCUCAAGAUGCUUGAGCUGCGAAGAGAGCAAGCUGCGUGUGUGUCCAAUAGUUUAGGGAUGGUCUUCUAUUCAGUUGUCACUGGUUCUAUACUUAUUAUAAUAAAAUGUGGCAUUUGCAAUGAA